This is a messenger RNA of Pieris rapae (cabbage white), 1500 nucleotides long. RefSeq lists its product as uncharacterized. Bases 420 to 1124 code for a protein of 234 amino acids. The transcript is spliced from 7 exons. NCBI's taxonomy places the organism in Eukaryota, Metazoa, Arthropoda, Insecta, Lepidoptera, Pieridae. The record is from RefSeq and is a predicted model, not a curated record.
AAAAAUAUAGUUUCCUCAUGUGAUUAUAUUGAUAAAACUAUUAUAACCGAAUGGCUACUUGGGUUGUCUAUUGAUAUUACAAAUUGUAUUUAAUAAAAACUACGUCUCUGUGAUGUCACAUAUUUAAUUGCCUUUACAGCAAAACUAUUUUGAUUUCAGCAUUGUUAGCCGUUGGCAAUGAUGGAAGAGAACCAUUUAAAGCUCGCGAAGGAUCAUUACCAUUUCUUGUGUAUUUUACCUCCCGGUAUCGAGGUAUAUGUGUUGGCACUCUUCUGUCCCGCACUACAGUCAUCACUGCAGCUGUGUGUGUAACCAACCCUAACACACACAUACACGACUAUCGCCCUAUAAACGUAAUAACUGGCACGUCAUACAGACAUCCCAGAAGAGGGAUUAGAGUCCAAGUUACUAAAGUAUUGAUGCCGAAAUGUAUUAACGACUCGGCAACAAUUGGUUACACAGUUCAACAAUCACCAGCUGUGCUGGUUCUUAAGCGAAAGAUACCAGAUGUCCUGGUUGAGAUACCUUUGAGGCCCAUUAGCAUUGACUACAAAGGAGAAGAAAUUCUUUCACUGCACGAAGAAUGCAUAAUGCCCGGCUGGCAUUUUUUCUAUAAAGGGGACAAAAUAUAUCCAGUUAACAAAUUCCUCUUACAAAGAAACACGAGAGUGCAAUUUUUAGAAAUUGCUAGGAAAAAUGUUUGGUGCGACACAUUGACACUUAAGUUUCAAAAGGCUCUUCUUAACAUUGGCUACAAAGGGUUCUUUGAUAAAUCCUUUUCUGUUUGUGUUCGAGACACUGAUCAAAUAGCACAGCCAUGUCACGGUAUGUAUGGUGCGCCUUUAAUCUGCCGAGGUAAACUGGUUGGACUACUCAUGUCUCCAGACGCCCAGUGGUCAAACUGUACAGGAUACAGUAAUCUCAUACAUAUGUUUAACUCGGAACAUACCUUAAGUUUCAUGGAAUGUGUCAGUAGGAUGUUUGAACCAGAGUUUGAUUUAUCCUGGGAUGGCCUUAAAGCUUCAUUACAAUUAAGUGAAUAUGAAAAGGAAUAUGACUACAUACCAGCUAUGUAUGACAGAGUUCUAGGUGACUCCAGUACUUCAAGUGAAGAAGUUGUCUAAAUGUGUACGUGUCCAAAAUAAAUAUUAUAAAGAUACGCUUUUAAUUAUUCCAACAAAUAUAAGUUAUCUUUCUUUUGUUAUAAAUUCAUAUCUCAUAUCCAAGUUUCUUAUCCAUAAGACUGAAAAAUCUUUGUGGAAAAUUAUACUUACUCCAGUCUAAUCAAUUGCAACAACUUAAAUUUAAUUCUACCUUCAUUUAGUUCAAUAAACAAAAAAAAUCAAUAAACCAAUAACCCGUUUAACCAAUUUCAUAAUGACACUGUAAGGAACUAGCGUUUAAGAUACAGGCUAUGCCUGGUUUAAACGGUAGUGUUCAUAGAAGUAUAGUAUGUAUAUUAUAUUAUGAUAUAUAUGAUAGUAUAUCAUGAUAAUAUGG